CUCGAAUUUAAAAAGGGAGAGGUUUAUCAAUUCAACGGCUCAGAUCAAACCAGUUCAACGGCUCAGAUUGAAAUCGGAAGCUAGAUUCUGCACGAAUCGAUCGGAAACAAUGGCGGACGAACACAAGCACGAAGAAUCUCUCCCUAAAUUGGAUCCGGCGGUGGAAGUUGUAGAGAGAGGAUCGUUGAUGGACAAAGUAUCAGAGAAGAUUCACCACAAAGGUGGCUCGUCUUCAUCAUCAGAUGACGAGAGUGAGAAGAAACCGUCUUCUCCGUCGUCUAUGAAAUCGAAGGUUUACCGUUUGUUCGGCAGGGAGAGGCCCGUUCAUAAGGUUCUCGGUGGCGGAAAACCGGCUGAUAUAUUCAUGUGGAAGAACAAGAAGAUGUCAGGUGGUGUGCUUGGUGGUGCCACAGUAGCCUGGGUGCUCUUUGAACUCAUGGAGUAUCAUCUUCUCACUCUGCUGUGUCACGUUAUGAUCGUCACUCUCGCUGCGCUGUUUCUAUGGUCUAAUGCCACCAUGUUCAUUCGCAAGUCUCCACCAAAGAUUCCUGAAGUGCAUAUCCCUGAGGACCCGCUUCUUCAGCUUGCAUCUGGGCUCAGAAUCGAAAUCAACCGUGGGUUCUCCUCUCUUCACGAGAUUGCAUCUGGAAGGGAUCUCAAGAAAUUCCUCUCUGCUCUGUUCGGGUUGUGGAUUCUAUCAAUCUUGGGUGGAUGUUGUAGUUUCUUGACAUUGGCAUACAUAGCUUUGGUUCUACUUUUCACUGUUCCUCUUGUCUACGACAAGUACGAAGACAAAGUAGACUCAUAUGGUGAGAAAGCAAUGGCUGAGUUGAAGAAGCAAUAUGCUGUGUUGGACGCCAAGGUAUUGCGCAAAAUCCCAAGGGGGCCAUCAAAGGACAAGAAGAAGGAUUAGGAGCUGUGUUCGUCGGUUGUGUUGUGAAAUGGUAGUCUAAAAGUUGUGUUAGAUCCCAUCUCGUUCUCGAUUUUACUUGUAAACUGCUGUUUUUCUAGAACUUUAUUUUGUGUUUGUGCUAUUGGUGGGUGUUGUGUCAUGAGAACAAAACUUGUAGUUGACCUCUUCCUAUAUAAAUAUUUUACGUAUUCUUCA
This is a messenger RNA of Brassica oleracea var. oleracea, 1108 nucleotides long. RefSeq names its product reticulon-like protein B2. The transcript has 6 exons. Bases 110 to 913 code for a protein of 267 amino acids. Lineage: Eukaryota; Viridiplantae; Streptophyta; Magnoliopsida; Brassicales; Brassicaceae. The record is from RefSeq and is a predicted model, not a curated record.